Meloidogyne enterolobii is the source of this 2483-nucleotide messenger RNA. Lineage: Eukaryota; Metazoa; Nematoda; Chromadorea; Rhabditida; Meloidogynidae. The record is from the annotation of a GenBank genome assembly.
UUAUUGCAAUGGUAAUACACAACCACCAACUUGUCAAUGUUUAUCAACGCACAUUAGCGUUCAUGAUCAUUGUGAAAAAGGCUUGCUUUUAAUUUGUAGUUUAACUUUAUUUUUAUUUUUUUUAGUAAUUUACCCAGGCCAAAAAGGAUGUGAAACUGAUCUUCAGUGUAGUGCUGGAUAUGCUGGUGCUCGUUGUUUAAAUGGUCAUUGUGUUUGCCCUCCUGGAUCAUCAGCAUUGGAACAAACUUGCAUUCCUGGCUUGUAACAUUUCUCAUCUUAUUCCUGUAUGUUCUGCUGAUUCUUAUUGUUUUGAGGGUUUUUGUGUUUGCAAUCCACCUUUAAGUUUAUUCCAAAAACAAUGUAUUAAUUUGAAGAAAAAUUUUGAAGAAGAAAAUAAAAAGGAAGGAAUUAAAGUUAAACGUCGUCGUUUACAUUUGGAAGAAUUUGGAGGAAAUUUUAACAGAAAAAUGUUUAAAAAUGAAGUUUUACGAAAUAAAGUUGAAGAGAAAAAUGGGAAAAAUUUGUCAAAAAAUUUACUGAAAAAUUCAAAAAAUUUUUUAAAAAGAAUAUUUAAAAAAAGCAAAAGAAGAAAAAGAAAAUUAAAAGAAGAAAAGGAGCAACAACAAAAACAAAAUGAAAAGAAGGGAAAAAUAAUGAAGGAAAAAAUAAUGCCGGCAAGUUUUAAAAUUUUUUUAUUAACCAAAACUUUGUCGCAAAGACUACAAGGUGAGAUAUCUUGGUGUUUAGUCUUGGCCCAUCUCAAAAUUUCACCAACCUUUCGAUUAAUUGGUUCCAAAUGUAAUGCAAAUAUUGACCAUUGUUCUGCUGGUGCUGAUUGUUUAAACUCCAAAUGUGUUUGUCUUGAAGGUUCCGUUCCGGAUACUCAAAAGCGUUAUUGUCGUCAAUAUCCUGGCAAAAGUUGUGCAAAAGGUCAAAUGUGUACUGACAGAUCUGAAUGCGUUUUUGGAAAAUGUAAAUGUCGUAGAGGACUUGAACUACAAAUUUUUGGAAAUAUUAGCAAAUGUGGAGAGCCUAAGAAGAAAAAUGGAAAAAUGCCUUUAGCCGGUCAUUUGUGUGCUAAUAAUGAAUGUACUGCAGGUGCAAAAUGUCAAAAUGGAAUUUGCACAUGUUUAGAAGGUUAUAAUUUAUUUCAUGGUGAAUGUCUUCCUCCUCGUGCAAGUCUUAGCGGAACCAACACUUUCCAUGAACAUUCUCUUUUGUUUUCUCCAAAUUUUCCAUUAAUGGAUUCAUCAACAUUUGAAAUUAAAUAUAAAGAAAGGAAGGAUGAUUUAAGUGAAGAAGAUCCAUUACCAACCAAAACAGUUGUAGCAGGAGCGCCGUGUCGACUUUCACUUGAAUGCCCUUACAGAACAGAAUGUUUGCGUGGUGUUUGUCGUUGUAAACAAGGAGAGACGAUAAUAAAUGGAGUUUGUAGAAAAGCAAUACAUGAGGUGUUACCUGGUGGCCGGUGUGACACUCAAAACGGUGUUGAUUGCAUAGGGGAAUCUCAUUGUUUUUAUGGCAUUUGUGUUUGUCUUUAUGGGCUUGUUAUUACUGGACAGGAAUGUGCUAAUUCCUCAUUAAUGAAAGCUGUACGUCCAGGUGGAAGAUGUAUUUUGGGUCAACGAUGUACUGGAAGGUCUAGAUGUGUGCGUAGCAUUUGUCAAUGUCCUCAGUUUGUUUUCUUUAAUUUUUGGGGGGUAAAUGCCAAGUUGAUGUACCAAUUAGGGUUCGCUAGGGUUGGGUUUUCAUUUUUGCUUUCGCAAAUGGCACUUCACUUUUUUACGCUUCUGCUUCUUUUAGGGCAGAAAGCUGACAUUUCUGGAGAUAAAGGAUGCAUCAAUCCAUCAAUUACAGAAACAAAUUUAUCAAAACCAAAGAAAUAUGAAACAAAAAUGGAUGACGAAAAUCAAGAAAUUGAAGAAGAAGAUGAUCAAAAAUUGCCAAAAUUUGUCUAUACAAUCCCAGCUGCAUUAGCAGCUGCUGGUGAAAGAGGAAAAUAUAAUCAAAUUUUGACUGCUAAUCAAAUGAGUAUAAACUUGAUGGACAGCAAGACUUUACGUUCACUUUUUGCUCCUUUAUUAAAACACUCAUUGAGAAGGGAAAGUGGAGAAGAAGAAACAAGAUCGUUUGGAGGUUGCAAAGGGACAAAUUGUCAUCCCCACUCAUUUCCUAAAUUUAUUUCUCCUCCAAAAUCAUCAGCAUCUUCCAUUUUGGCUGUUGGACCUCCUUCACAUCUUGACACCUUCAAUUCUAAAAACUUGCCUGAAUCCACCUCUUCCACUUCUCCUUUUGGAAUACCUGGAACUCAUUGCAGUGUCUCUACCAAUGGUCAAUCAACUUCUUGUAGUGGAGGUGCCAUUUGUCUUGGAGGAAUUUGUGUUUGUAGACCAGGAUUUAGACCUUUAAAUGGACUUUGCCAAAUCUCCAAAGUCGAGUUGGGCGAACGCUGCUUCAUAAACGUUAGUUAUUUUUUGAAUUAG